CAGGACCUCCUUGCAGGCCCCGCCCCUUGCAGGCCCCUCCCUUUUCUGUGUUUCAGGCCCCGCCCCGGUCACGCCUCUCCUCCUGCCUGCCUUGUUGCGCAUUGUGGGAACGUUCCGCGGGCACAGCGUUGGAGGACGCGGAGUUUUGUCAUGGGGUUCCAGCCGAGCCCAGGCCUGCUGGCCUCGCUGGGGGUGGGGCUUCUGACUCUGCUCGGCCUGGCUGUGGGCUCCUACUUGGUUCGGAGAUCCCGCCGGCCUCGGGUCACUCUCCUAGACCCCAAUGAAAAGUACCUGCUGCGACUGCUAGACACGACGACUGUGAGCCACAACACCAAGAGGUUCCGCUUUGCUCUGCCCACCGCCCACCACGUUCUGGGACUGCCUGUGGGCAAACAUGUCUAUCUCUCUGCCCGAAUCGAUGGCAGCCUGGUCAUCAGGCCGUACACUCCCGUCACCAGUGAUGAGGACCAAGGCUAUGUGGACCUUGUCAUCAAGGUCUACCUGAAGGGUGUGCACCCCAAAUUUCCUGAGGGAGGGAAGAUGUCUCAGUACCUGAACAAUCUGAAGAUUGGGGAUGUGGUGGAAUUUCGAGGGCCCAGUGGUCUGCUCACUUACAUUGGGAAAGGAAAUUUUAGCAUUCAGCUCGACAAGAAAUCUCCAGCAGAGCCCCGAGUGGCGAAGCGCCUGGGGAUGAUUGCUGGUGGGACAGGGAUCACGCCAAUGCUGCAGCUGGCCCGGGCCAUCCUGAAGGACCCUGAAGACCCAACUCAGUGCUUUUUGCUUUUUGCAAACCAGACAGAAAAGGACAUAAUCUUACGGGAGGACCUGGAGGAGCUGCAGGCCCAACACCCCGGUCGCUUUAAGCUCUGGUUCACUCUGGAUCACCCCCCAGCAGGAUCGGCCUUUUGUCUUUCUCUGGAGAAGAAAUCUGGGUGGUGCCUGCAGGAACAGCAUUCCUGUAGCACUGGAGGCCACCCACCCACCCCAUCCCCGCCCCAGGCCAGGCCACGGAGCAGUGUCUUCCACAGGCCAUAAAGCAGUAGGUACAUUCAUUUCAAGACGAGCCAAUUCCGUGGUAGCGUCACACUCUUUUUUUGUAUCUGAUGAAAGGAACAGUCUGUGUCAUGAGUUUUACUUGCUUUUCGGUGCUUCACUCCUCGCAGGUUCUGUGUGCCAGCUGAGCAGACGUCUAAAGCUAGUCACAGAGAUUGCAGGAAAGGGGGGGUGGUUUCUGCAGACCUCAGAGAAAGGAA
Molecule: messenger RNA, 1253 nt
Organism: Hipposideros armiger (great roundleaf bat)
Lineage: Eukaryota; Metazoa; Chordata; Mammalia; Chiroptera; Hipposideridae
Gene: CYB5R1
Product: cytochrome b5 reductase 1
Exons: 9
Coding region: 151-1035 (294 amino acids)
Cellular component (GO): mitochondrion
Molecular function (GO): oxidoreductase activity; FAD binding
Source: RefSeq, a predicted model, not a curated record